Heterobilharzia americana is the source of this 2796-nucleotide messenger RNA. The record is from the annotation of a GenBank genome assembly. Lineage: Eukaryota; Metazoa; Platyhelminthes; Trematoda; Strigeidida; Schistosomatidae.
AUGCGAGAACUAGCCGAAUUACGCUCUCGGCGACCACUUCUCCCAGUUCCUCAUGAAAACCUGACGUCUUCUUCAUUACCUAACCGUUCAACAUUGGAAUUACCGUCCAAUAAUGAUUAUACUACAAAGCAGGAGGAGGAACUCUCAUUUCCAUCACCACCACCAUCGCCUCCAAAAGUGUUGACAACUGAAAAUCCUUUGGCUGAUUCACCGCCUUCUACAUCCCCUAAAAAUGGUCACUUGGCUGCAUCUGAAACUGCAGAAUUGUGUGAUGAGGAUACCACGGUUACAGUUAUGGAUUCGCACACGACAAUAUGCUAUGAUACCGAAUUCUCAACUGAAAUCAAUUUACCUGAUACUUUGAUCGAGGAUGAGCAGUCAUCAAGCAUACCUAGUCCUAGUUUAACACAUUCAACCAAGAAAACAAUAGAAGAAUCUACUCAAUCAACUAUGUUUUCAAAUCAAACUAAUACUCAUUCCUAUUACUCACGACCAAAGAUGGGGUUAAAACGUCGAUCAUCACUGUCAGAAAGUUCACUGGAUACUUAUCUUCAUAUACCAAGACAGAAAUCAGUUACCUUUCAAAAGACGAUCAACUCUACUACUACUAAUACUACUACUACAGAUGAUAGUGAAAAUGAUUCCAAUUGGCGUGAUAGUGACUGUCCAACAUCUUCAGAAUUGUCUAGUCAGUAUGAAUACUUACUAGAACAGGAAAAGCAUAAAAGAGAUUUACUCGAAAUGGAUUCUGAAGAUAACAAUUCAGAAUUAUCAGAUAUUUUGAAUACUCUUACUUCAAAUGACGAUAACCAAGAGUUGACCAGUCUAUCUUCACAAGAUCACGAUGAUAAAGAAAAUGAUUACCUAUCAUAUUUUGCAAAGGAUGAUAGCGAUUUACUAAUUAAAAAUCGUAUAUCUCCAGUAUUACCAUUAUCUCAGGCUGCACGACGUUUUCAGAGAUUAGCUGAACUACCAAAAUUGAUACAAGCUGAGCGUGCAGUUAUUUUACAGGCUAGUGCAGCAUUGAAACAAUGUGUUAGCAUCCUUUCAAGAAAGAAUCCAGAAGACUCUAAUAUUUUGAAUGAAAUGGGUCCUGGUUCCAUAGUUCAUGUGGAAGCAAGUAGAACAAUGUUGAUAGCAUGUCAACGUCGUCAAGUUUUAAUGGAAGAACUUGCAUUACUACACAGAGGUUCUCCAGUUCUUCUUCCACCACCACGUGGUGAUCCAAUACGUGCUCGUAUGAAAUUGAAUGCAAUUCGUCUCUCUCUUAAGACAUCCAAUAUACCAAAUGAUCCGACUAGUGGAGGAGGUUUUGUUGUAGUCGGUGUUGGACGUGAUGCUGGUGGUUGGAAUAUUCCUACUUCAAAAUCUCGUUCUGGUGGUAGUCAGCUGGGUCAGCCAACAUGUUAUCACUUACUAGCUGUUAUCAAAUGUCGUGGUGAAGGUCGAUUGUAUCAUAGUGAACUUGUCACUUUGAUGCAUAUGAGUGAUUUGCCUGUUGGAAUGUACCGACCUGCUCCUUAUGUGGAUUUACCAGCAAAACUUGAAAUUGUUCCUAUAAGACCGGAUUUUGUAUUUCAAUUAGAAAUCUACUGCAUGCGAACAGGAUCGGAUCGACCAAUGAGUAUUCGUGCUUAUGGAUCACCGCGUAUAUCUAGAUCAACACUAGUGCAUAGAGAUGCUGAUGAUGAAGUAGUUGAUUAUACAACACCUCAGCAUAAACUAUAUCAUUGCAAACCAUUAUCAUCUCCACCUUCAAGUCGUAAGAAAUCUCGAUUCGGUCAUUAUCAUCAUCAUCAUCAACAGCAUCAGCAUCAUGAUACUUCAAACAAUGAACUAACUCCUUGUGAAACUGCUAGUCACGUAUUAACACAUUGUCUACCAUCUACUUAUUUUAAAACUCCUCCGUAUAAAAUAUCUGAUGUUGAUCAAAAUAUUUACAGUGGACGAGAUAAAAUUCCUGCCUUUUCUUUAAUUUCUUCUGUGGAAAUUCAUUACAAUGAUGAUUUAUUGAUUGGUGGUCGUGUUAACCCGUCGACUCAAAAUAAAUCGUAUCCUAGCUGUUCAACAGUUUCUGUUAAUAAUAAUAAAGGUGAUAACAAUACAAACGUUUCAAGUCGUCUGCCAUUACGUUUAUUGCAUUUACCCCGUUCUAGCCCAUUGGCUGGUACAGCUGGUCUCGUUGAUGCUUUCGUUAGCCUAGAAGCUAAAGUGCUAACUCGAGGUUUUAUGACAGUAUUUGAAGAAAUUAGUGGAAUGGGUGUAUGGCAGCGUUAUUGGUGUCAAUUACGCGCAGAUUAUCUUCAUUUUUGGAGGUAUCCAGAAGAUGAACAUAGUGGAGUAUCACGUUCCAAUAAUCCAUUGCACAAUGCUAAACCUUUACAUCCACCAUUAGGUCGUAUAGAUCUACGACAUGUUGUAGCACCUGGUGCUGUACCUGCACCACGUUCUAUUUGUGCUCGUUCCAAUACAUUGUAUAUGCGUUCACUUCGAGAAAUUGAUCCAAAUUAUUUAUCUGCUUCAGUUAGUAGUAAUACUACUAAUAAUAAUUCAUCUACAACUGGAAACAAUAAGAAGUGUACUAAUGAAAGUUUAGUAUUUCGUGCUUCGAAUGAUUUUAAAUGGUUGGAGCAAAGACACUUACUGUGUGCUGAUACACCUGAGGAACGUGAUGCCUGGAUUAUGUGGUUGAAUGCUUGCUCAGAGUCAUUGAAAGAUUGGAUGCCAGAGCAUUUCGCUUGUUUAUCUCGUUAUGAUGCACGAUUGGAAUUUCUCAACCUGUAUCAUCUCAACUAG